Molecule: messenger RNA, 3920 nt
Organism: Vicugna pacos (alpaca)
Lineage: Eukaryota; Metazoa; Chordata; Mammalia; Artiodactyla; Camelidae
Source: RefSeq, a predicted model, not a curated record
UUCUUCUUCUGUAGCCCGAGAUGAUACAGCACACUCUCAAGAGGACAUUGCAGUAUUAUGAGCGCCAAAUUACUGGUUACAGGGAUGCAGAAAAGAAUUUCUACAAUAUCUCUAACCGAUGCUCCUACGCAGACCAUUCCAACAAAGAAGACGUUGAAGAGGUCUCAGGCAUUCUGCAGUGCACUGCUAACGUACUCGGUUUGAAGUUUGAGGAAGUUCAAGAAAGAUUUGGUGAGGAAUUCUUUAAUAUAUGCUUUGAUGAGAAUGAGAGAGUCCUUCGAGCUGUAGGUGGCACGUUGCAGGACUUUUUUAAUGGCUUUGAUGCUUUGUUGGAACACAUUAGAACUUCUUUUGGAAAACAGGCCACCCUGGAGUCACCAUCAUUCCUAUGCAAAGAGCUCUCUGAAGGUACCCUCAUGCUCCACUACUUCCACCCUCACCGAAUCGUGGGAUUUGCAAUGCUUGGGAUGAUUAAGGCUGCAGGAAAGAAGAUCUAUCGGCUGGAUGUAGAAGUGGACCAGGUUGCAAAUGAGAAACUGUGCUCCGAUGGUUCAAACCCAGGCAACUGUAGCUGUCUUACCUUCCUCAUCAAGCAAUGUGAAAACACCAACAUCGCGAAGAACCUUCCACAGGGAACCUCCCGGGUUCCCGCGGACCUCAGAAUCAGCAUCAGCACCUUCUGCAGAGCCUUCCCUUUCCACCUGAUGGUUGACCCUCACAUGGCAGUCCUUCAGCUGGGGGAAGGCCUGAGGAAGCAGCUGCGUUGUGACACUCACAAAGUGCUCAAGUUCGAGGACUGCUUCGAGAUUGUUUCUCCAAAGGUUAACGCCACCUUCGAAAGGGUCCUGCUGCGGCUGUCCACCCCAUUUGUGAUUAGGACCAAGCCUGAGGCUUCCAGCACUGAGAAUAAAGACAAGGUGAUGGAAGUCAAAGGACAAAUGAUCCAUGUCCCAGAAUCAAAUUCCAUUUUAUUCUUGGGCUCUCCAUGUGUGGACAAGCUGGAUGAACUUAUGGGACGAGGGCUGCACCUCUCAGACAUUCCAAUCCAUGACGCUACCCGAGAUGUCAUUUUGGUUGGCGAGCAGGCAAAGGCCCAAGAUGGCUUGAAGAAGAGGAUGGAUAAAUUAAAAGCAACUUUAGAAAGAACUCACCAGGCCCUGGAAGAAGAGAAAAAAAAAACAGUGGAUCUUCUAUAUUCUAUCUUCCCUGGUGAUGUAGCCCAGCAGUUGUGGCAAGGGCAGCAAGUGCAGGCCAGAAAGUUUGAUGAUGUCACCAUGCUCUUUUCAGACAUUGUUGGCUUCACAGCCAUAUGUGCCCAGUGUACCCCUAUGCAAGUGAUCAGCAUGCUGAAUGAACUGUACACAAGAUUUGACCACCAGUGUGGAUUUUUGGAUAUUUAUAAGGUGGAAACAAUAGGUGAUGCGUACUGUGUUGCUGCAGGGCUCCACAGAAAAAGCCUCUGCCAUGCUAAACCCAUUGCUCUGAUGGCCCUGAAGAUGAUGGAACUUUCAGAAGAGGUGCUGACACCUGAUGGAAAACCAAUUCAGAUGAGGAUAGGCAUUCAUUCAGGCUCUGUGCUGGCUGGAGUUGUUGGAGUAAGAAUGCCACGAUAUUGCCUGUUUGGAAAUAACGUCACUCUGGCAAGCAAAUUUGAAUCAGGAAGUCACCCUCGGCGCAUCAAUGUCAGCCCAACAACUUACCAAUUAUUAAAAAGAGAAGAAAGUUUUGCAUUUAUUCCUCGGUCCCGUGAGGAGCUUCCAGAGAACUUUCCAAAGGAAAUCCCUGGGAUCUGCUAUUUCCUGGAGGGAAUAAAGGGCAAGUUUACAGUCAGUGUGGAUAGAACAGGACGUGGGAGCAAUUCAGUCUUCCUGCUGAGAACAGGAAAUAGCCUCCCUAUGCUGAUGGCCUUCUUAGAGCGUGGGAGCAUGAAGACAGGACCCAACUCACUGAAGUCAUUUAUGCUUAUUCUGCAAAGCACCGUAAAGCAUAUUAUGAUACAGUAAAUCAUGAAUGUUUUGUUGGUCAACAAUGUGUCUUGUAACCAUAAGUCUGAAAGGGGCUUCCAGGAACCAAUCCAAUCUAUUACUCUGCUUUUUGUAAAGAUUUGUCUAAGCAACUAUUCUAAACAUAUGGUUAUUCUCUCUAUACUAAAAAUAUCUGUGGGAAGCAUAUUUUUAAAAGCAUCCUUGAAAAUCCACUUCAUUUUCUAGUAUGGUGGUAGGGCCUGGGAUAAGCACUGUAUAUACAUUCACUUUGUCAGAAGAAUGACAAGCUCUGUCUUAGUUUAUAUGAUUUUACUUAGAGAAGAGUAGCCAUUUACAUUGUCACAAAUGUCACCAUGAAGAAUAUGCCAGAAAUCUACAAAAUAUCAUAGACGGGAUGUAAACUGCAUUUUUCAUACAAUGUAAUCUAAAUGUAUCUUUGAAGCUAUAGUCUGAGGCAAUGGUCUGAUCUAUUACCAUUUUUGCAAACCUGGUACAGUUGACUAUUACAGCUACGCUAUUCCUAUAUGUAUUUGCAAGAUAUUAUAUAAAAUGUCAGUUCAUUCUGGCUGCAGUCAUAGAGUUUAGAAGCUGUGAAAAAUAUUGCACUUUUAUUUGUCCGAUAGAAUACAGUACAUGUAUCCCCCAGUAGGAACUGUGAUUGUCAUCAUGUGCGGCAGUUUUCAUUUGACUUUGUCUGUACACUAUUCUCACAAACUGGUAUAUACAGCAUGCAUUUCUGUGUGGCAGAUUAAAAGGAAUUUAAAUGGAUAUCCCUGUAGAAACUGAGCAGUGCUAAGUCGGGGAAAUGGCUUUAACCUACUCUAAAAGGGAUACUUUAAGACGCAAGUUGGCACCUGGAUCUCCUGUGUUUAAGUAUUCCUUCAAGCAGCUGAUUUCAAGAAGCUACCUUAUGACUAGCCGUCAGUACCAAAGCUUCCUACUGGCAUUAGUAUCAUUUUGAUGGAGAGAAUGUCAUUGUUUACAAAUAAAUCUGUUAUCUAACAAAAUCAGAACCCCCCCCAUGUAACCCAAACCAUAGCGCACAGUAUGUGCUUUGUGAACCUUAAUAAAUGCGUAACAUUAGCCAUAACAAAAAGAAUAAUACUGAAUGCCUGAGGAACGCACGUAAUUGAGUCUCUCGGCUGCGUAGAGUGUUGGCUGGAGAAGGGAAAGAAGAGACAGCCUUUGGGUAACAGUUUGGUUCAACUGUCUAAAAUCUGCCUCAAAAUAUUCAUCUCUUCUCUUAUAUUUCAUUAUUUUUGGUUUCCCUUUUAAUAUUUCAAUAUGUGUGGAAUCCAGUCAGCUACGUAUGACCCAUUGUGAGUCCAAGACAGGCACUGAUGCCUGAGACAUGGAGAUUGGGCCUGUUGACUCAUCACUUCAGAUGUGAACUUUGUCAUCUCAAAGUUCUUGUCCAGUGACAAUAGUCUCAGAAGCAUGAUAUUUUGUUGUGGAAGUGCAAAACUGUGCGUCUCUCCAGGAAAAACAGCAAAACAGGACAACAGCUCAAAAAAAUCUCAUUCCCAAGUGCAGGAAGCCUUUUAAUUUGGCAAAUUCCUUCAAAGAGUUACAGCAAUAAAGCAAAAUUAAAUUAAGAGAUAGAGAAGGCAGAGUCACAGAGAAUUUGGAAAAUGCCAGGCUGUGUUUUCCUGCAGAAUCAUACUGCUACCAGUUGAAAUGGUAUAUGUGAGGUUUUGAGGCAUGAAAAGGGAGCUCAAGAUUAUGACCAUCAUUAAAUGUAUUUAUUGAAGGCUCCUUGGGUUCCUUACUUGCUGAGGGCAGGUUUGUGGAUCAUCAGAGCAGAGGGUAAAACUUCUACAUGUAGGUUUCUGUCCUGCCAUGCAUUUUAAGCACAACUUAACCCACACCCAGACCCUCUCUCACUGGAAACCAUCUCACCCUGUCAAGCUUGGCUCCAUCGAGCAUUCUCCUUUC